Molecule: messenger RNA, 3684 nt
Organism: Pocillopora verrucosa
Lineage: Eukaryota; Metazoa; Cnidaria; Anthozoa; Scleractinia; Pocilloporidae
Source: RefSeq, a predicted model, not a curated record
UCUGAAGUUGUUUGAGCACUAAGUGCAUCCUUGAUUAAGCUGGAAAAGUCGUGAAUAAUCCCGUCUCCCGCGAGUGGGUAUCCUUAACGCAAGUAGGUAUUGAUUCUGGUCAUUACAUGCACAACAGGCAGUGAUCAUGACAUUGUAGAGAAGAAGAUUUAGGAUGAAGUAAUGAUGGACAGAGAUCUUGCGACUCGCAAACGAAAGAAAAGUAUUGAGGAUGUUGCUAGGAAUGCAAAGAAAUCAUUAAAAAAUGGAUCAGGGUCAGAUGAAGAAGAUGAAGAGCUCUUUUCCUGGGAAGAAUAUUUAAAAAAGUAUCAUGCUAAGGCUGUUCCUAAGGAAACAUUUAAACAUGUACAAGACACAAAAGUCCAAGGGUUUGUUCCUGGUAUGAAGUUGGAAUCCAUGGAUCGUACAUCAUUAGAGGCUGAUACCUACUGGGUAGCUACAGUUGUCAUGGCAUCUGGACCACUGCUUCUGUUACGGUAUGAUGGCUAUGAUGAUGAUCGCAGUGGAGACUUCUGGUGUGAUGCAGCAUCUGAUGAUCUUCAACCUGUUGGCUGGUGUGCAAGAAAUAAUCACAUACUUAUCCCUCCUGCAGCCAUCAGGCAUAAGGAGUCAAACUGGGCUAAGUUUCUAAAGCAAGAUCUGGAAGGGGCUGUCUGUGCACCGGCUCAUUUGUUCCACAGGAGAUCAAAUCCAGAUGAAGAAAAUCAGCUGAAGCCAGGAUUGAAGUUAGAGGUGUUGCACAAGAAUGAUCCACUCAGUUACUGGGUUGCAUCAGUGGUAGAUUCCUAUGGUUUGAGGCUAAGAUUACGACUAGAAGGAUCGGAAGAUGAAGCCAAUGAUGUUUGGGUUUAUUUCCUGUCAGACACUGUUCACCAACUUGGUUGGGGGAAGAAAAAGAAGUUGAGACUCAACAUGCCUGAAAAUCCUCCUGAUCUAAAGACUAGGUAUCCAUCAAAAGACUGGGCACAAAUCAGAGGAAGGCUUCUUGGUAUUUGUAAUAUGACAUCAAAUGACAUGUCACUCAACGAGGCACUAAACAAGUCUGACAGCUUGCCAAGACCACAUGGAUUUACAAAGGGUUUGAAACUAGAAGCUGUGAAUCCCAGUGAUCCUUCUUCCAUCUGUGCUGCUACAGUUACCAAAAUUCCUAGCGAGUUCUUCUUCCAGGUGGAGAUUGACAGCAUGAUCACAUGCAGUGACAGCAACCGACCUGCCAUGUGGUGUACUUCAAAUUCUAGGAAAAUCUUCCCUGUAGGGUGGUGUGCGCAGAACAACAUUCAACUUACCCCACCCCCAGGAUAUCUUGUUCAUCCCUUCAACUGGCAGACAUACCUUGAACAUACAAACUCGACUGCAGCUGCCGACUCUCUGUUUACUUUGGCAGUUCCACCUCAUGAGUUUGAUAUCGGAAUGAAGCUCGAAGCAGUCGAUCAAACAGAUCCCAGCACCAUAACAGUAGCUUCGGUCUCACAAGUGGUCGGACGCACCAUGUGGGUGUUACUUGAUGGAUACAAGAAUGACUCUGUGGAACAUAUCUACGAUGUGGAAUCAUUGGAUCUUUUUCCAGUUGGAUGGUGUAGCAUGAACGGGCACCCGCUCGUUACACCGAGAAUACAGCGUCCUCCCGAGGAAAACAGGCGUCUUGCUUCGCUAAGAACCACAAGACAAAGAGAAAGUAGCAAAAAAGUGACAGAUACAAGCACAGCCAACAUCACCAAUAUCUCAACAACUAGAACUUAUGAAACGAGUACUACAAAUUCUACAACUACGCCUCUAAAUUCUGUAAACGUUACACCUGUCACAGAUGGAAACAACGUGACAAGCGUGAUCCAGCGUGACACAAAUCACCAGCAGAGCGUUAACAUGACAUCCAUAAACACUGAAAACGAAGUCAAAAUGGAGUCCAAUUCUCACACAGAAAAAACGGAGUCUUGUUCUCUCGAGGAGGUGAACACAAAGUCACAGGAGAAACAGUCACCCAUAUCAUCUAAGGGUAAAUAUGAUUUGAGGCCCUCGACACUUGUCCCACGGGAUUACGGUGAAGAGGAAGAAGAGGAAAGUGCGGAAAAGAAGAAAGUUGAAGCUGUGAUUGAUCUGACAGAAGACGACGAGGUUGAGGUGGAGAGAAAGGAAAGUAAGCCUGUUGAGACCAAACCAGGUCUACCUUCGAAGGAUGAUUCAGGGAUCUGUAUUUAUGUCAAAAAAUCCUGUGAACCGGGCCCGUUUCUUAAGCAAGCUAAAGUAGCAAGUCUUCCUGCUGUCAUUGGUCCAGCGGGUCCCAAUAUUGUCUUAAGACAACUUGUUGAGCAAAUUGUUCUCAGCGCUCAUUCGUCGAAACAAGUUCUGAAGCUGCUUGCUUCUGAGACUGAUAAAAUGACUAUUGCUUCAAUUUUGAAGACGUUAAAAAACAAACUCUCUUUGUGCGAGAAUCUCAUCAGUUUGAAUAAAGUCGCACUGUGUGCGCACUGUGAUGCUCAAAAAGUUCCUCUUUCUCCACCCGCUUCAUCUCUCCGCAAAAAUUACGAAUCGCCGACAACACCAAGUCCAGCGACGUCACCCUUGAACGACACACCAUCCCCAAUAAGAAAAGCCGUCCCUAAAGUAGAUAGCCAUCUGGUGGGUUAUCCCGCGGGUAAUCCUGCAGGUCAACCCGCAAAGUCCCUUCCCGUUCUGAAGAUUGCCCUCCCUAAAGCAAAGAAUAUCCCGAAAGCUGCACCUUUUGUAAAGAAUCUCCCUCCAGAGCCCCCCAGACCCGAACCCUCGGGAUCACCGAGUAUUUCGGGUUCGCGUUCAUCAAAAAACGUAUCUCAAUGGAGCGUUCAAGAUGUAGUGGAUUUCAUAAGAACAACUGACUGUUUUAAGUUUGCAGACGAGUUUCAGAGACAGGAAAUCGACGGUCGAGCUUUAACGUUACUAUCCUUAGACGAGAUUCACAAGUGUCUUGGAGUAACUCUUGGACCCGCCAUUAAACUUCACUUUACUGUACAGAAACUGAAAAAGAAACCUCGAUAACACAGGCUGUUACAUUUCAUUCCAACGACGCAUUCUAUGAUUUGGGCCUCCAGUCCUGAGAAUGAGGGUGCGGAAGGUCCGUUUAUCGUGUGUGUUUUAUGAAGCUUUGUGGUCUACAAACUCCUCGAUAACUUUCUUAUCGGUUUCAAGCCGGGUCUGAAUGGCGCAUUUGCCUUUGCAUUGCGUCCCUUACUUAAGGAAACGUUCCUCAUCGGAAAAAAAUUCUCUAUUACAGGGAAAUCUAAUCUGGUACGGUGGAUACUGGGAACGUACGUAAGCCCACCAUUCACCGCUUAAAUUUUGAAGACAGCGGUCUUCAUUAUUAAGUCUACAAUUCCUCUACUACGUACUAUUGGUUACUGUUUACGAAGACUAUUUUUUUACAAGUACUAUUUGCUGAGAUUGCGGUAAUGAUAGGCUUAAAGACUGGAGUGUAAACUCGCCUCAAGUCUUCUCACUGCAUCUCUCAACUGACUGCACGUUUGCAGAGCUCAGAAUCGUUUCGACUUCAUAUCAGCAGUGUACUAACAAGUGAACGUGCAAGUAUGAAAAUAUCUCGAUCUGUGCUGUGAUUUCAAGAUUUCGUAGUGUCUUGGUUUUAGAGGUCAUCCAAGAUCAUGUGCAGAGACCUUAAAUGUAGUUGUAGCAGUGUGUGUGUGUGUG